This is a messenger RNA of Penicillium daleae, 522 nucleotides long. RefSeq lists its product as uncharacterized. NCBI's taxonomy places the organism in Eukaryota, Fungi, Ascomycota, Eurotiomycetes, Eurotiales, Aspergillaceae. The transcript is spliced from 2 exons. The coding region runs from base 1 to 522 and encodes 173 amino acids. The record is from RefSeq and is a predicted model, not a curated record.
AUGGCUCUAAUAAAUGAAAGCGCUGACGAGGACCCUCUUCCUUGCCCAGCUUGGGUUUGGUCAAACAUAUCCAACAUCCACGUGGCUAAAGAUCGAUCCUGGUUCGGUGAUGACUACACUCCCUUCAACUCCUACUGCCUUAUCGAAGGCCACCCAAUAACAGUCAUUGGAAUUGGAACUGUCGACCUCCCUGUCAAGCUCGGCCCAAGCUCACAUGGUACUCUCCAUUUGGAGAAUGUGCUGCAUGUCCCUGAUAUGUUAUGCAACAUUAUUGGGGAUAUCCUCACACACGGUUAUGGAAUAUCAAAUAACAGAUUCAUCGAGCUAUCCACCAAACAGACCGUUGCCUACUUGACCUUGCACUACGGUCUUUAUGUGGUGUUGCUCAGUGAAUUUCCACACGGGCCUAAAGUUGGACCUUCACCCUUCGGGGGAACCAUGAAUAACUUGAUUGGUAUUAGCUGGCCAGAACCCGAGAGGAUGAGAUUUGAGGCUGUGAAGAGGCUCCUUGUUGCACUUUAA